AUGGAGGAUGUGAUGGACAUCGAUGGUCCGUCCUACGAUAACUACACCCCGUCGUGGUACAUACCGAACGCCGACAACGACAUCAGGGCCAACAUUGGCCUGUAUAGCAACAAUAACAACACCACCACGACCACCUUCGCCCCCUCCCAGAGCGCGACCAAACGCAGCUACAGCGAGUACUCGGCAGACCGUGACAACAUCACCACACGCCUCAACCCAGCGUUCUCCCGCAACAGCGUCUUCUCACCACUUCUCAUCUUCUCACAAACACCACCGAAGCGCACCCCGCCGAAGGGAGGCCGACCACAACCAAGGUCUAUCCUGAAGAAGCGUGUCCCAUUCCACACACAAGCCAUCCCAGCCAUCGAGCCACAAGAGGAGGCACGCGACCCAUCGGCGCGUACUGUAAGCGGCAUGAUCACCACAAUCUAUACCACUGCCACGAGCUACUUCUCUGCACUGUGGGGUUACAUCACCAACACCAUCACCGGCGGUCAAGAGCAGCAGAACGAAGAUAUACGGGCCAUCGAGUCGAACUCGUCCGGCACCAAGAGGCGCGCCGUCUCGUCACCGUCGGCCGCCAUCUCAUCCCCACCAACCCUCACCACAGCACAGCAGCAAGUCACUUCACCAUCGGGUAUGCCAGGAAGCUUCCCGCAGACACAGACAGCUCAGCUGGAGACACCACCUUCCUCGCGCCCUAGCUCCUCCGGCUCUGACCAGGAGAAGAAGCACGACAGCCCGACGGAAGACGACAGCUCAAAGACAUCACAUCCGCCACAAGAGCAGGACGAUGCACCAUCUAACCCUCCUACCCACCACAGCGCGACAGAUAGCUACGGCGCUGCGCAGGUCAUGCCACAGACCAAGCAGAGUGCGACAGAUGGCCACGGCGCUACUCCGGUCAUGUCACAGACCCAGCAAAGCGCGACAGAUGGCCACGGCGCUACUCACAACUACCCUCGCAUCCGAAACAAGUACGCAUGCAUCACACCAUCAUCACCAUUGGACUCGGCACAGCCAUCAGAGCCAGUCGACUUUGUGUUGGGUCAAAUGCAGAAGAAGAAGUCUCGCAAAUCGAGACUACCGCCAGAGGCACGAAAAUGGAAACCACGACCAUAUUUCAGCACACAGAAAGCGGAAAGCUCCAGCACACCAGCGGAGAACAACCAGAACGGCGAUCCACCACGAUCGAUCACCGAAGCAGCCGUCAGGAAUAAGCUAAAAGAUCUCAUCGUCGAUGAGCGCGUUAAGAAGGUGCAAGUCGCCAUCGACAGCCCAGCGAGGCGCGAACUCAGCAGCAGCUGGAACGAUCGCAAGAAGUUGAAGGAGACGCAGAGGCGCGAAAAGGAGGCAGAAGAAGCAGCUCAACAAUGGGCGCGAGACGAGGAGGAAGCCAGACAGGUGGCUGAAGCAGAAGAUCUUGCAAGGCAAAUUGAGGAUGCAGAAAAGGGAUAUGAAUCUGAAGAGGCGGAGCCCAUCAUCCCCACACUAUCAAAGGCUUGGCAGGCCAGAGUGGACGAAGAGAUGUCCACCAAAGAUCACCGCAAGAGAAUCGCCACGGACGCCAGUGGUACUGACCUCACCCGCCACGACUUUGGAACUCUCAUCCCGCAGGCGGGAUCGAGGGACAACCCCUCAGGCUGGCUCAACGACGAAAUCGUCAACGCUUGGUUCGGGAGAAUCGUCGCAGCAAAACGAGACCCGAACAGCAAGGUCAAAGUGACCAGGCGAGGUGCACCAUCAUCUCACCAAGCACACUCAAGCAUGUGGUACAACACGUACAAGAACAGCGGCAUCUCCGGCAUGAAGGGAUGGUCGAGAAACUGGUAUCAGACCUCAGACCAAUUCUUCGCGACCGAGAAGGUGUACUUCCCCAUCAACACCGGCGCACACUGGACGCUGCUGGUCGUCUCCCCAAGAACUCGCUCGAUCGAGUAUCUGGACAGUCUGGGCGGGAACGGCGGCCAUUUCGUCCGAAUCGCGCGUGAAUGGAUCCAAAUGGAGUUGGCGAAAUUCAAACUCGACUAUGUCGAAGACGAGUGGCGAUACGCCCUCGAGUUCAAGAGUGGUCUACAGUGCAACAGCAACGACUGCGGCGCCUUUACCUGUCUCAACGGGAUGGCGAGUGCGCAAGGGCGUAAGGGUUAUGAGGCGCUGGGAGACUGUGAGAAGGAAUUGGGGAUGGGGGAUGGACGGCGCUUCAUGGCGGCCGUUCUCAUGAAUGGGGGUUUUCAGGGGGAGUUUUUGCUGUGA
Molecule: messenger RNA, 2256 nt
Organism: Saxophila tyrrhenica
Lineage: Eukaryota; Fungi; Ascomycota; Dothideomycetes; Mycosphaerellales; Extremaceae
Exons: 2
Coding region: 1-2256 (751 amino acids)
Biological process (GO): protein desumoylation; proteolysis
Cellular component (GO): nucleus
Molecular function (GO): deSUMOylase activity
Source: RefSeq, a predicted model, not a curated record